AUGUCAAACACCGCCGACGUCAAGAAGAGGUACGAAGUCGUGCGAGUUUUGCUGUCAGCUGUCUUCAACACGGUAAAAAGAAGGAUAGAGUUCAAUAUCAGUCCCAAACAUGCUCCAGCGUUAUCGCUGAUCCACAGAGCUACUAGAAGGCUGUUCAUACAAGAAAAGGGAUCUGUAAGUAGUGGGUAUGAGAAAACGGGGCGUAUUUUUAUUUUUUAAUUCUUAAAUUAAAAACAGCUCGAAGGCGGCGAGGGAAUAAUAAAGAUUAUGGCGAUUUUUUGCGGCAUUUAUGUUCUAAUAACAAGCUUUAUUACCAAAGAAAGCUUCUAGCGAAAACACCGUUAUCGUAAAUAUAUCCCUGCUCUGGUCGUAUUUCAGUCUGACGGGAAAACACCGUCGCAUCGAAAACCAGCGACAUUGCUCUAUUUUCCCGACAGUCAAUAUGUGCAUACAGAAGAGGACUGGCUAUUCCGAAAAAAUGUCAUCAUCCGAGAUUGCAAAAUUUCUUAUGACCUGUGA
Messenger RNA from Bursaphelenchus xylophilus (pine wood nematode), 519 nucleotides. NCBI's taxonomy places the organism in Eukaryota, Metazoa, Nematoda, Chromadorea, Rhabditida, Aphelenchoididae. The record is from the annotation of a GenBank genome assembly.